AUGUUGUGCUUGCUACUGCUCUCGUACGUCGGGUACACAUACACAUCUUUCUGCGGAAACUCAGCUGUUCCUUUUAGUUUAGAGAUAUUACCUGAUGGCCAGCCUAUUGCCAACCAAUGCAAACUUUUUCAGACAUGCGACAAAACAUUUGAAUCGGGGUCAUGUUCGUCGGAAAAUCAGUGGGUCGGUGGAAUAGUGCCUCUUCUCAAUGUUUCAUCAUCGUCAACCGUUUAUCAAUGUUGCACAUAUGAACCUCUUCGAAUUGCUACCGAUGUCGGACUUGCCACAAUUGGUUCCGGGCAAUUUGUACAUGGCGGAGAAGUCUUUAAAUACGGACAACAAUAUGCUUUUGACUAUAUUAGAAACAUUGAAAAGAAAUACGAUAUAAACUUGAAAGUCAAAUACGAAGUCACAUUAGGAAGAUUUCCCUGCUUGCCUCCAGGCGAUAUCAACGAAACCAUAACUGAAGUCAUUGAUGCUAAAAACGCGAUUCGCGAGUUCAAUGAUUAUGAGGUUCGUAAAGCAAUUGCAUUCGAUGAACCAAAUGUGGAAGUUGGACCUAACGAGCAAAUUCCUAUAAACGGAGCCGAAAUUGAAAAUGCAGCCCCACAACCAGCUGUAAAUGAAGAACUUGUUGUCCAACCAGCCAUUCAAGAAAGUGUACAACCACAGGAGACAGUAGUUGUGGAAGAAAUAGUUGCUCAGUCCGCUCCCGCUCCAGCUCCAGCUCCUGUUCAAGUUGCAGCUCCUGCAUACUCUGGAUACUCAUAUUUCCAACCAUCUCAAAUGUUGUACUGUUUCACAGCCGACAGUACAGUAAAAACAAUUGCGGGAGAAAUCAAACGAAUGGAUGAGUUGGAGGUUGGGGAAUGGAUUAUGGGAAUAGGAGAUACUGGUAUUGAAUUCUUCCCAGUAACAUUCUGGAUACACAGGGUUCCAGAUAUGUUCGCACAAUUCCGAAGGAUUCAACUGUCGGACGGUUCCGAAAUCAAACUUACUGAUUACCAUAAUAUAUACAAAGCUGAUUGUCAUAAUAUUGGGGAGCAAAUGAAAAAUUCUAAAAUUUUAAAAAAAUAUUCGGCGCUCGCAAAGGAUAUUCAAGUUGGAGAUUGCUUAUACACCACGUUAUUUGAUACAAUUAAAGUGGCGAAAGUGAAACGAAUUUCGGCAUUUAAUUCAACGGGAAUUUAUUCGCCAAUGACUUCAUGCGGAAAUAUUGUUGUCAAUGAUGUGUAUGCUUCUUGUCAUACCACCGUUAACAACUUUGCUAUGCAGAACUCAUUCUUUACUCUUAUCAACGAAUUCAAUACUUUAAUCUCGUCAAUAUUUGGAAUAAGCGCAACGAGAGAUUUACCAAUGGGAUUAUCGAUUGUUGCGGAAUUACUAAAUUUGGUUGUCCCUGGAAGUCUUAUUUUUUAA
This is a messenger RNA of Caenorhabditis bovis, 1419 nucleotides long. NCBI's taxonomy places the organism in Eukaryota, Metazoa, Nematoda, Chromadorea, Rhabditida, Rhabditidae. The record is from the annotation of a GenBank genome assembly.